CAGCCUCUGCCCUUUUGCUGGACGUUAAUAUCUCUGAUUUGUUUAAAAAACAAACUGGCGCUACACAGAGACGUUACAUUCGAUGUGCAGUAGCUCUAACACAGGUGCCUGCCCUUCCACAACACUCACGGGUGUUCUGGAGCACAAUGUACAACCAGCAGAAAAGCAGCGCUUGGUGCCACGGAGCAAACAGGAGCAGCACUUGAAGCAAUCACUCCACAGCUGAAGGAGGAAAACCCCAACCACACAAAGGUUUUUCUUUCCAAGCACAGCAAGGGUUCAUUAAUGAAACUGAGCAAUAGGAAGUGGCAUCCAGAACAGUUCAUAUCUACAGCCAGUGGCAGGUGUUUCAGACACAAAAUUGCUCUUCCUGGGUACAACCCAGCACAAGGGACCAAGAAAUGCUGUCACAUCAUAACCCUGGAGCACUUCUUGGGUGGCACCGAGCAGCUCCACGUCUGAGCUGGGCAGGAGCCGGGGAACUCAGCAUCUUUGCUCAGAUUUUCGGUUUUGGGAGGGUAAACCCUGUGCUGCGAGUUGUUCAGACGCCUGACUCAGAACAUGAGGACAACCUGCAAAAGUGAUUUAACAGUGCUGAGUCACCCUUCAAGCCCAUUCAUCAACAGCAGUGCUUCAAAGUGCUUGUUUCCCCCCCCCCCCCCUUUGCUUUUUAAAUAAAACAGGGAAAUUGAAUGCAGAAAUGUCUGCUGAGUUCUUGCCUUGAAUACUGCAUUAAUGUUACAUUUGCCUUUAACUUACACAUCCUAUUUAAAUGAAAGACGGUGCUGUAGUUAUAUAUUUCCUGUAUCUCCAUAUUCAGAAUUUUAUCAUUGUCUAUUCCUUUUAAGUUUCAAGAUCUCCUCCCGUCCUUAUAAACAGCAUAGGAAACAAAUCUCAAACUCAGAAAAAAAGGGAUUUAAUUCAAAGAGAUUUCAGUAUAACCAAUGCUGCCAGCAGCUGUAUCAUGAGAGUCACCCGCAAUGGAGACAACCGGAUUUUAAAUGUGGGUUUUCCUUUGUCGGUGAUUACCCACAGGUGAAGUCAAUCCAAAGGCUUUCACAAGCCCUUUUUCUGAAACACACCUCUAUGGAUUUCUGCAAGCAGAGCAACAACGUUUCUGUGUCUGAAACCACAAGAGGAUUAAACUGGAAAAAAUGGGAAAAUGUCCUCCUCUGUGUGCAUGGUACUCCAUCUGCAGGCCCAGUGCCUGGUCACUACAACAUCACCGGUUCCCUCAUCGAGGUGUCUCCCACGGGUAUAACAUCUUGCUUCAAGUCAAACACCUUCCUCCUAACAAGGGUGGACAGAUUUACUCCAGAACCUGCAACUCAUAUAAACCUCCAGGGAAGCAAAGCAAGCUCCUUUCAGGCAGGUCCAGCCUGGCAGACGUGGGACAGUGUUCCUGCAAUGUCCCCACUAUGUCACCUGGUCUGAUGGGGCCAGUUAUUGCCACAGGGUCACAGGAACUGGCUCAGGGGUGAAGUGUCCCAGGGCAUUGCCUUGGAGGGGAGUGUGGGUUGGUAACACCCCAGAGCAGCGUAUCAGAGGUACCUUUAUCAGAUGAUCCCUCAGACGUUUGCAAACAGUAAUUAAAUACUGCACCACCCUUAUGAUGGAGGGGUAAUUUCUUAUCCCCAUUGCGCAGAGCAAGAAGCCAGAGCACACAUGACCUGGAAAAAGAUCCUUCACGUCCCAGGAAGAGGUUUUAUGCAUUAGGCUGCGCUUCUUUUUGCAUCGCCAGUGGCUAAACUCAGCCCCAGAGGAACACGCUGAGCACAGAGAGCCGAAUAUGGGAACCGCUGGGCAGGAAUGUGGAGGAGGCUCAUGGCUGCGCAGCAGCUCAAGGAACCCGAUGGGUAAAACACUGACAUCUCCUCAGCCCCAGCUAAAGCUGGGAACUAGACCUGGAAAGGGGCUUGUGAAAGUCUCAGCUACUUAAUUCAAGCCACAGCUGCCGUCUCUUGUAUCCAUCCUACCACUUGGUUCUAAGAGAUUAAAAGGCAUGAAAUGAAACUCCCUUCUUCCUCCUCCCCCUUGGUAUCCUUAUGAGAAGACAAAUAAAUCUGCCUAUCAGCAAAUUGUCCAAGUAAAUUUAUUGUCACUAUGCACUGACGUUGCCUGGCCUAAGAUUAAGAUCAACAAUAAAUUCCUGACCAUGGAAAAGAAUGAGAACACAAGAGAGCCCACAGCUCUCCUUACCCAA
Messenger RNA from Columba livia (rock pigeon), 2203 nucleotides. Its product is annotated as O(6)-methylguanine-induced apoptosis 2-like. The record is from RefSeq and is a predicted model, not a curated record. NCBI's taxonomy places the organism in Eukaryota, Metazoa, Chordata, Aves, Columbiformes, Columbidae.